Molecule: messenger RNA, 1354 nt
Organism: Anopheles nili
Lineage: Eukaryota; Metazoa; Arthropoda; Insecta; Diptera; Culicidae
Product: L-dopachrome tautomerase yellow-f2-like
Exons: 3
Coding region: 62-1348 (428 amino acids)
Cellular component (GO): extracellular region
Source: RefSeq, a predicted model, not a curated record
UCUCCAUAACACCUUCUGUUCUGUAUAACACAAAAAGUCUCCUUAAAAACGCCAUCAAAAGAUGCUUGUUCAAGAUUUCUUCAUCGGUACGUUGUUGUACUCACUGUUGGUUUUCGGUUCGCUCGCAACGGAGUUUGAGAAAGUUUUCGAAUGGAAGCAGAUGUCGUAUGCGGAUCUGCCAGAUUCAAGCACAGGACAAGACGGCAUCGUUUUCCCUCGGAUCAUGACAGAAAUGGAAAACGAAACGUUCCAGGCGUACAACAACGUACCGAUGGGAGCGAGCGUCCACAAGAAUCGGUUGUUCCUAAGCAUACCUCGCCGUAGGCCAGGUGUUCCGGCAACGCUCAACGUGAUCGACCUGUCAAAGGUGACACCUGGAGAUCGCAGUCCAUCCCUGACGGCCUACCCUACUUAUGCGAUCAACGAGCUAAAGCCGAACUAUGAACCUGACCUAAACCGCCUGGUGUCGGUGUACCGAACACGGGUGGAUGCCUGUGACCGGUUGUGGUUUGUGGACACCGGCAUGCUCGAGUAUCCGGAUAACCGACGGCAAGUGCAACGGCCACAGAUCUGGGUAAUCGACUUGACUCGGGACCAGCUUGUCCGGCGGUUCGCGAUCCCUGAGUCGAUCGUACGGGAAGGUGUCGGAAUGGCCAGUAUCAGCGUAGACGUCGAGCCAGCUGAUUGUGAGCGGGCGUUCGCGUACAUACCGGAUCUUGCUGUGAACGCUAUCCACGUGUACAGCCUGCGGGAUGAUGACAUGUGGACGUUCAAUCAUUCGUCCUUCGUGCACGAUCAUCAAAAAGCCAAGUUCAACGUUGCCGGCCAGCGGUUCCAGUGGGACGAUGGGGUGUUUUCGGUGGCGAUCGGUCAGAACGACACGGAAGUUGGAUCGAGGUUGAUCUACUACCAUCCGAUGGUCAGCACGGCCGAAUUUGGGACGUUUUCCAGCGUGCUCCAGAGCAAAGCGAUCGCUUUGUCUGGGCAUACUGAUGGAUUGUUCGAAACCCUUGGUGAUCGAGGUCCGAAUACCCAGUCCACUAUGCACCUGUACGAUCGACGAACUGGGGUGUUGUUUUACGCCGAGGUGAACCGCAACUCGAUCGGUUGCUGGAACACGGCGCAGAUCUUUGACGCUGGUAACCAUGCGGUGGUACAUCUGGACAAUCGCGAGUUCAUCUAUCCGUCGGAUCUGACGAGUGAUUCCGAGGGAACGCUGUGGGUGUUGACGAAUAGCCUGCCGGUUUGGAUCUACUCCCGGCUGAGCGAAGGUGAGUUUAACUUUCGACUUUGGCGUCAGAACCCGGCGGUGGCCAUCAAAGGUACGAAGUGCGAUAACUUACCGUGAGGGCUA